AUGUCCUGGGAUCAAACUAAAUUUACAUUGAGUCCAAAAAGUAAGGGAUGUUACCUUAUUACUGAUGACGUUAUCAGGAGUGUUCCUCAAAUUAAGGAUUAUGAAAUUGGCAUCUUGAAUUUAUUCUUACAACAUACGAGUGCUGCCUUAUCAAUUAAUGAAAACUGGGAUCCUGACGUGAGAACAGAUUUAGACAAGUCUUUGGAUAGAAUUGCUCCAGAAGGAGAUUUUUAUUUGCACGAUGCUGAGGGACCAGAUGAUUCUGUUCUGCAUAUCAAAAGUAGUACUAUAGGUGUCAGCUUGUCUAUCCCUAUAACCAAUGGCAGAUUAAGUCUUGGCCAGUGGCAAGGAAUCUACCUCUGUGAAUUUAGAAGGUACAGACAUAGCAGAACCAUUGUUGCCACAAUUAAUGGGAAAAAGAAAUAA
Messenger RNA from Candida dubliniensis CD36, 426 nucleotides. RefSeq lists its product as uncharacterized. Bases 1 to 426 code for a protein of 141 amino acids. The transcript has a single exon. The record is from RefSeq and is a predicted model, not a curated record. NCBI's taxonomy places the organism in Eukaryota, Fungi, Ascomycota, Pichiomycetes, Serinales, Debaryomycetaceae.